This is a messenger RNA of Spodoptera litura, 1977 nucleotides long. RefSeq names its product plasminogen activator inhibitor 1 RNA-binding protein-like (gene VIG). Gene Ontology annotation, cellular component: nucleus; cytoplasm. NCBI's taxonomy places the organism in Eukaryota, Metazoa, Arthropoda, Insecta, Lepidoptera, Noctuidae. Gene Ontology annotation, molecular function: RNA binding. The record is from RefSeq and is a predicted model, not a curated record.
AGAAAACUGUUCCGCCAUUUUCAUUCUCUUCUCUAUUCCUUUUCGUCAUAUGGCGUAUUAGGUGCGUUCGCUUACGUCCGCCAUAUUAAAUGAAAUCAAUAAAAUAAGACAAAAUGUCGCCUUACUAAAGUGCGUGAAAAUAUCCACCAACAUCCAGUUAUUGUGUGAUUAAAUCAUCAAGAGGAUCACAAUGGAGAAUUCCUACGGUGUGGGAGUUGUGAACAGAUACGCUCUUUUCUUGGACGAUGAGUCCGAUCCUCUUGAUGCGUUAAAAGCGCGAGAGCAGGCGAAGGAGCUCAAAAAGAAAACCAAAGAAGCCGAAAAAGAGAACAAGGGCAAACCUGAAAUCAAACCUAAAGGUGGCGCUCCCGCUUCCAGGAAAGGUAUCAAGGAAACCCAGAAUGUAAAGUCUCAAGAAAAUAGGAGUGGUGAGCAACAGAAGGCCAAGGGUCCUGCCAGGCCUAAUGAACGCAACACUGAGCGUCCUCCUCCGCGUCGCCGCGAGGAUCGGCCGCAGAACGGUGCCGUCGAGAACAAGGAUGGAGCUCCGCGACCACCUCGGCGUGAGUUUGGUGAUCGUAGGCCCAACUAUGAGCGACGUAACUUCAGCGACAAUCCUGAUGGAGCCGAACGCCGCGGGCCUAGACCGCCUCGUGAGCCUCGUGAAGCUCGUGACGGACCGCGCGGGCCGCGUCCGUACGACAAUAGAGGAAAGCGUGAGUUUGACAGGAGAUCCGGCUCUGACAAGACCGGCGUGAAGCCAGUAGACAAGCGCGAGGGCGCCGGCCCUCACAAUUGGGGUACAAUCAAGGACGACAUAGACGAACUCAACAAAACCGGUUCUGAAGGAGAGGUUGUUGAGGAGAAGGCGGCUGACGCAGCUGGCGCUGGUGAUGGACAGCAACCCGAGGCCGAGCGCGCUGCUGCUCCUACAGAGGAAGAGCCCCGCGAACUCACACUUGACGAGUACAAGGCACUCCGAAAUGCCCAACGCACGCAGCCGCAAUAUAACCUGCGUAAGGCCGGGGAAGGCGAAGACCUCAGCCAGUGGAAGAACUUGGUGAUGCUCGAGAAGAAGAAAGAAGGCGAAAGAGGUGAGGAUGAUGAUAGCGAUGACGAAUAUGAUAUGGCCGAUUAUCCGCAGCGCGUGGGUCGUCAGAAGCGUGUGCUCGGCAUUGAGUUCACGUUCAACGACACAGCGCGGCGCGGCGGCACUGGAGGUCGUGGUCGUGGGCGCGGGCGCGGUAGAGGCCGAGGCCCGCCACGCGAGCCCGAGCCGAUGGAGGAGCGCCCGCCAUUGCGCGCGCAGGUCGCACCACCUAAAGUUGAUGACAGCAAGGAUUUUCCCUCUCUUGGCUAGACUCACAGUGAGCCUUCGUUCUUCUCCCUUUCGAUAGAGUUACAAAUUAACAUAUUGUAUGUACCGUUAUUUUUGAAGUAAAUAUACAAAAUAUUUACACAAGCGUGUAUUAUAUUACAUUAUAAAAUGUAGUUGAUUUCUUCGGAAAACACCUUUCAAUUUACUAUUGACCAUCGGGUUACAUUGACAAAGGUUAUAGGGAGUUGACUAGUCUUGCUCGCCAAUCACGUAGGAUUAGAGGGGGAGGAUUAUUUUUAAGAGUUUUUAAUUUUGGAUUCACAUAGCUACAAUAUGCAUACAAAACUAUAAUAACAGUAGCUUUUACGAUAUUGUAAUCACAUCAGCUUAUGAUUUAACUGAGUUUUAUGGAAUAAGGAUUUUAAACUUACUGACUGUGACAAGCUAUGAACUAACUCCGUCACAAUUUAGAGUAGAUCAUGCAAAGUAACCCAUGUUGCAUUUUUAUGUGAGUUUGUGUUGAAAAAAAUGCAGACUUUGGGAACUGUAAAUAGUUGAUAUAUGUUAAAAGAUAAGUUCUUAAAAAUAACAAGGUUGAUUUUUGUUGUUACACAACUUCAGAAAAAAUAAACAUUUUGUAUGUGUGAUAUUCUUCUUAA